Molecule: messenger RNA, 5588 nt
Organism: Oreochromis aureus
Lineage: Eukaryota; Metazoa; Chordata; Actinopteri; Cichliformes; Cichlidae
Product: sensor for unfolded proteins in the ER ire1-like
Exons: 9
Coding region: 1880-4627 (915 amino acids)
Biological process (GO): protein phosphorylation; IRE1-mediated unfolded protein response; intrinsic apoptotic signaling pathway in response to endoplasmic reticulum stress
Cellular component (GO): IRE1-TRAF2-ASK1 complex
Molecular function (GO): protein serine/threonine kinase activity; ATP binding; RNA endonuclease activity
Source: RefSeq, a predicted model, not a curated record
CGCCAUCAGUUAUCUUAAAACUUCAUCGUAAAAUAAUCUUUUUUCCUUUCUUUAUAAAAUCACCCAUGUAAAAGCGUGCGCUUUGAGCCCUCUUCGGAAUAUUUUCAACUCUGUGGUCACACCCAAUGAUCAUGGGUGUUGAGGGCUGCGUUUUGUUGCGGAGAUAAAUGUCUUCAUGUCAGCCAUAAUAUCAGCUGAUCAGAGUUACUCAGGAAAAGAGCUUUACUGCUGCCUUUCCUUCUCCACAGUGCAUGUAUGUGCAAAUCUAUUUACAAUUGUUAGAGUUCCUGUAUGCGGAACAUACAUAGGCUGUGUAGUAACCAUAAUCUAUAUGUCUACGCCAAAGUUUUCUCUCUUUUUUUUUCUUUUUUUACUUUUCUUGCAAGCUAUGAUGCAAGCUUUGUCUGGCUGGUAGAAUGAGUUUAAUUACCAAACCACCCAACUAAAGUCAUAAAGAAAUAGUAUACUUAUGGCAUGUUAAGAUCUACACAGGCCUACAUUAUUAUAUCUCCAGUUCAUUUGUGAUUUAUUCAAAAUUAGCUGUGGGAAAGUGGCAAAUAGUUAAUGAGGUGAAUCAUCAUGAAUUUGCAAAUUUAAUUCUGAUCAUUUCUCAGUACCUAUCCUCAUAUCUAUGUACAAAAACAGAGCUGACACUCUGAGAUUUCAUCAGAGGUGAGCAUCACAGUAGAUACCUUUGUGUCAAAGUAAUUGAGGAUAAAAUACAGAAAAACAUGAAGGAGAUUUUCCCAGCCUGGGUUUUCUCAGCAGAUACCUGCCUUAAAAUAUUCUGCAGUAGAUCAAACACUGAAGAAAACAUAUGAACAUUACCUGAUGCUGCUGAAGUGAAGCAGAGCAAAGUUACAGAGGUUAUAUUAGACACACAGCUAAGCAUUUUGCAGUUUUUAGUUAAUUUUUCGGUAUUGAACUCUACUUUUCAAUACAAUGAGGCUUUCUCUUCAGAGGACAUUUUUGUAAAAAUUAAAAAUUAAAAAAAACGACGACAGACAGCGCUGUACACAACGGCAGGCUGGUGCCUAAUAUGCAAGUGAAUUAUGCAGAAAAAAAGAGAUGUGAGAUUGGGGAGUGUUCUUGAAGUUCACUGAGAUAAAGAGCUGUGCAGGAAGUCUGAUUUAUUGUGGUCUGAGCAAAGCAGCCAAAGUAAGAGGGAAAUCAUGACGAUGUUUUUCAAACGUGAAGCGUAGCUUUGAUCUUCUUUUGCUGCUGAUUUGGUGAAUUUUGGUCGCAGGUCCAAAACUGCAGCUUUAGAAUUUGCGGGAUGUCGGCUUUCAGCAGCAGCCGGACAUGCUGUCGGGUGAAGAUCCGCGCUUUGUGUUUACGUCUUUAUGUAGAAUCCGUGUGUAACAAGUGUCACCUGGCAGUUUGUUGCUCUCUGCCAGGUGAUUGGCUGAAAGAGCUGUGAAAAGGUAGUGGGUGUGUGGGGUGAAAUCAGCGCACUUCUGUGGAAGAAACCAGAGGCAAUUAAUUCACUCGGGUGCGAGUGGGUAUAUUGUCGAUAAGAGACUUUUGCCGUUUUGUUUGGAUCAUUUGCUGGUUGUAUGUGCCUAUUUUUAAUGUGUCGGACUUUUUUAGUGUGACCACCAAUUUUAACAGAAGAAUUGAUCAAGCCCUAGAUCGACUGCGCGCAGGGAAACUGAUCAAUAUUGCUCCAGUUUUGAAGACUGCGCCCCGUGGGUGGAGAAGAGCGCUGAGAUACUGCCAAAUGAUGGAGGCUAUGGCAAAUUCUCCCGAACCCCAUCGUGUUAGAGUACAGGGUUACAGAAGCAAGACCCGGUGAUUGGCCCUUUCUUAAAGUAUUGGGAGGUGGCCAGGUUGCCCGAUUCAAAGGAAAGAGAUGGUCUUGAUAACCUGAAGGAAAAACAUGGAUCUUUUAGCUCAGCUACAACUGGCAACAGUCCCCCCACCAACAGAAACACAUCCUAUAAUCCAGUGCAUAGCUAAUAAUGACCUCAAAGAGCUCAGUAAAUUACUGAAGGACAAUAAUGUUAAUGGAGUUUACCCCUGUAGAGAGUGUAGUGAUUAUAUAACCCCAUUGAUUGGUGCUGUUAUAAAUAAAAACAAAAAUAUAUGUUCUUACCUUUUGCGUCAGGGUGCAGACCCAAAUUUUCUUUCUCAACUGCAGUGGACACCUUUGCAUUAUGUCUCACUGUCCGAAGCACCACCUGGUUUUGUGGAUCUGUUGCUUGAAGCAAAAGCUAAUCCAGAUGGAUGGAGAUUUACUCUUCUGCAACAAUACACACCACUGCACGUUGCAGCCAUUAAAGACAGGGAGGAGAUCAUCAAAAGGCUCAUCUCUGCUGGUGCAGUGGUGACACUGCCGCCCAUGAAUGAUCCUCAGUGGCUUAUUAACAGUAAAAAAUUAUCUGAGAUGAUUAAUCGCCUUGCAUCAAAUGGAGAUGAAGUGUGUUCCCAAAUCAGACAUUUUUUGGAUGUGGAAAUUGCUAUUUUUGAAAAAACACCUGAAGAAGUGUUUAAAAUGUUCAACAGUCACAUGUUGUUAGAGCAUCCUAGGUCUCAUCUGACCAUGAUUGAAAUCCUUUUUACUGUUACUGGGAGAGGAAAAGAAAAAUACUGCCAGGCUUGCAUUAAAUGGCUAAAGAAAACUGGAAAUGUAAAUACUUAUAUUGCAGGUGCAGCCAGUCGCUUUCCAAACAUCCCUAAGACACAUGUUGGGGCGGCAGUUGAAAGUUUGAAUGCGGUUUUCUGCACAAUGGAAGACAUAACAAAUGAGCAUGCAGUAGCUAUAAUUCCACAACUACUGAAACUGCUUUCCUUAAAAGAGAGACCUGACAUCUGUGAAUCAGUGCUACGAACACUGUAUGUGAUAACACAGAAAACAAAAGGCACAAAGGACUGGCACGUCAACUUUUUAGAGAACUUAUGCAGAGCAAUUGCUCCUUUUGUAAAUAAGGAAGACUCCAUUAAGAUCAGGAUUUACACGUACGCUAUAUUUGCAAACCUGGUGUCAGUUGAACAGACAGCUAAUAUUUUUAAGUCAGUGGGCAUAACUUCAUUACCCGAGGACAUACUGACAUCUGUAGAAAUGGAAAUGAAUGAAAAGCUGAAGGAGGUGCUGAGAAGUCUCAACAGUUAUUUCAGCAGGCCAAGCUUAGAAUGUGAGCGAAACACAGCCUCACCUUUAGUCAGGAAGAAGAAAAAGACAGAAAAGCAAGAAGACCCAAAUGAUGAAGUUUCCACUGCGGCAACUGAUCCAACAACAAAAGAUCCUGUUUUAGAAUCAACUUCAGAUGUAAAGCCUUUUGACUACAACACCAAUGAAAAAUCAGAAAAACGAAACUGGCUUCAAAUCAGCAAAAGGUGGAAGGAGAAACUGGAGAAACUUGUUGGCACAGAUGACAGUAAAAUAUCCAGAAUCAGAAGCAUUAUAUAUGUGAAUGAUGCAGAAUUCAGAAUAGCAAAAGGAAGCGAUGGUACUGAAGUCUUCUUGGGGCUGAGAGAGGACGGCACAGAAGUUGCCAUUAAGAGAAUGUCUAAGAGCAACUAUGACGAGCUGAAGAACGAAGAAGGAAUCCUACGACUCCCUGAACUCGAUCAUCCUUAUAUCGUACGAUAUGUUGAUGCUGCAGAGGACGAGAACUUUGGAUAUCUUUGUCUGCAACUUUGUGAAUACACCUUGGAAGAAUAUAUCAAGAAUGAUGACCAUGACCCACUGAUGUUAAAGGAACUUGUCAAACAAAUUCUUGAAAGUCUAAAGGUGCUUCACUGUCAAAAUCCUAAAAUUCUUCACCGAGAUCUCAAACCUCAGAACGUUCUGAUUGAUGUUACUGGGAGGGCAAGAUUAGCUGAUUUUGGCAUAAGCAGACGCUUACUCAAAGACCAAACAACUUUACGUACACGCAGUGCAGGAACCAGAUGCUGGAUGGCCCGAGAGACUUUAGCAGAAGAAGCAGAAGAAUCUGUCAUAUCAUACAAGUCAAGCACUGACAUCCAGGUGGCAGGCAUGCUGAUCUAUUAUAUCCUCUCUGGAGGCCACCAUCCAUUUGGCAUAUCCCGUGAAUGCGAGAACAACAUUUACUAUGGGAACUACAGUUUGGAUCAUGUUCAAGAUUUGGUGGCAAAGGAUCUCAUCGAGUGGAUGAUCAACAAAGAGCCAAAGGACAGACCCAAAGUAAAAGAAUGCUUAAACCAUCCCUUCUUCUGGACUCCAAAAGAGCAGUUUGAAUAUUUGAGAGAGACCGGCAACAGGGAGGAGGUGGCAAACUGUCGAAAGGCUGAUGAAAAGCUGAUUGGUUCACUAGAAGCAUGUGCUAAUGGAUCCUUCAAACUGUGGAAAAAUAAGUUUCCCCAAGAGCUUGUUCGGAAGAUGGAUGGCAGAAAGCCGUACCCUGAAAACACGCUGGGAUUACUGCGCUUUAUACGCAAUUUCAAUGAGCAUGAGCUCAAGAAUUUUCCUCACAUUGAUGUGUUGGUGUUAUUUCCUGAUCUCUUUGGGUGUGUUUACAAGUUUACCAAGGAUAAAGGCUGGAAUUUAGAAGGAAAGAAGGAAAUGUUUGAAAAAGAAGAAACAAAGGACAUUUGUGCCGCCUUUGCAAUGAUGUCUACAAGUACGGACGACCCUCUGAGUGUUCCAGUUCAAGAGUCUCAAUAGUGACUUUAAACAAAGUUGAAUUCAGUAAGGACGAAGAAUGUCAUUAAGGACUGUACAGUAUAACAACCAUUCAGAGAAAAUGUAUAUAAGCAAAUACUAUUGUUAGAAGUACAGAUGGUAAUGAAAGCUUUGAAGGAUUCUUUAUUUUGUUCAAAUGUGUAUAUAUAAGCACACCACAGAAACCAAACUAGCAAAAUCAAAAUGUGUUCUGCACAAUAAGCCAAAGUUUUGCACCUGUUGUUCAUUGUGACCACUUUCCAAAUCCUGAUAGAAGGAGAGAUGUUAUUUUAAGGGACCUACUAGUACUAGACUUCAGAAAUGUUAUUUGUAUGGUUUUAUAUUUAGUAGUUAAUUUAAAAUGUGAUAUUAUGGUGGCUGUAUUUGCAAAUGUUAGUGAUAAAAAUUCUUUGUUACUUUCAGCUUUAUUAGAUAGAUCAGUGGAAAAACGACAGGAAAGCAGGGGCAGAGAGAGAAGGGGGAAGACAUGAGGCAAAGGACCGCGGGUCAGACUAAAACCCGGGCCGGCCCUUCUCGGCCAUAUGACAUGUGGGCGCCUGCUCAACGCACUGAGCUAAACAGGCGCCCAAUAAAAAUAUUUUUGAACCGAAAAAAAUGGUCACACUGGCCAUACUUAAGAAUAAAUUCUUCUACUUCUGUUUUUAUAGACAGUGUUAUUCCAGAUAGGAAAAUGAUAAACCUACUUUUUCCUUUUUUAAUGUAUUUUAUUUUGGUUGUGUGAAGCAAAUACACAGCUUAAGUAUGCAUUUUCAUUUUUGAAAAUUUAUAUAUAACAUGUCAGCUGUAUACUAGUAUUAUGUACUAUGCCAACUUUUCUAUACAUGUAUUUUGAAUUAAAGUGAAUGUCAUUGAGAAAUUACCAAAUAUAUUAGAAUUUGUAUGUUUUAUUAAAGAUUUUAUCUCAUGUUCAUAUUGUAAAAAACUGCAAAUUUUAUGUUUAGUA